UGGUACUCGCCAAGUCGAACGAUCUCCGUCGAUUGGUGCUUUCGGAUAUGGAGGAACACAAACCCGUAACCAUCCAAUGCACGUCUUCCUUCUCCCUAUCUCCCUAUCUCUCUUUCUCUCUCUCUCUCUCUCUCUUUUUCCUUCUCUGUUGCUCCAAUGCAAAGAUUGUUGCUUAGCUUUUCUUCACGCGUCGUGGUUUUCAGUCACCGACUUAGCCACUCGGUCAUUCGUUUCGUUGCCUCGCAACUCGUAGUUUGUUACUUAGCAGGUGGGCACCGGUCGCUUGCAAAUUUGUCUAGCCGUUCCGUAUUAUCAGUGCACGUUGUCGGGCAGUUAAUUUUCACUUCCGUUUGUUUUUUGGUUUGUUUUUUAUUUUUAUUUUUUUUUUUUUGUCGGUUAUAAAAUUACAUAAACAUAAAACGACAGAAGCCAACUUGACAGUUUAAUUAUUUAUACGCUGUUUGUUUUUUUUCAUCUAUCGCUUCUUGGUUGUUGAAAGGAAAGAAAAAAGUGUCAAAGCGAUAAAAGAAGGUGAAUUUUUACGUAAAAUAUAUCGUUACUACAAAUAUAAUUUCGAAAAUAGUAUGUCAGUUGUGAACGGGCUAAUUGAAUUUCGCUAUCGAUAUUAUGUGUUCUUUUUAUUUGAAAACUUUACGGAUAAUAAUUAAAUCGGGAUUAAUAAUUGUUGGUAAUUUUUAAAUAUACAUAUAUGUCGUACGUACAACGUUUUUAGUGAGAGAAUAAAAGCGAGAAUUAUACACGUAUAAAUAUUUUUUACAUAGCAUAUAGAUGUAUAUAUAACAUAUAUAUAAAUAAAAUUGAAGAACGAAGUUUAAAAAAAAGAAGGAUAUUUUUCGAACGAGCAUUUAUUGCACAAGCCGAACGUUUCCUUCACUUUGACUUGUGUUAGAAAAUAUACCAAACUCAAAAAUGGUAGCUCGGAUUUUUGCGGCCCAUGGCCGUUUUUGCGCUAGUCAUUCCCUCGAGGUGAUCGUUGGUACAUUGACGUUAACUGCUUGUAUGCUCACUCUGGAAACUGGUAACAAUCACCAACGUGACAAGGGUCUUCACACCGGUAAACAUUGCUGGAAUGGUCGCUGUAACUCUGACGAUCUUAAUGCCGCCGAUAUGAUAGUGAUGACGAUCAUCCGGUGUCUGGCGGUGCUCUACAGUUAUUAUCAAUUUUGCAAUCUGCACAAAUUGGGCUCAAAGUACAUUUUGGGUAUCGCUGGUCUUUUUACGGUGUUUUCCAGUUUUGUCUUCACCUCUACCGUAGUUAAUUUUUUGCAGAGUGAUAUUUCUGAUCUGAAAGAUGCUCUUUUCUUCUUUUUAUUGUUGAUCGACUUGUCAAAGGCUGGUGUGUUGGCACAAUUAGCUCUUAGUUCAAGGAGUCAAGAAGAAGUCCGUGCCAAUAUUGCACGAGGAAUGACGCUACUGGGUCCUUCUAUGACAUUGGAUACUCUUGUGGAAACUUUACUCAUUGGUAUCGGUACUUUAUCUGGUGUCAGAAGACUUGAAAUAUUGUGCUGCUUUGGCUGUCUCAGCGUCAUUGUCAAUUACGCCAUAUUUAUGACCUUCUACCCGGCGUGUUUAUCGCUCAUUCUUGAGCUAUCCCGUGGCAGCAUCACCAUCGGACAACUCAGUGCGGAUAAAAUGUUGCUGAUGCAUUCCUUCCACGAAGAGGAUCAGAAGCCAAAUCCAGUCGUCCAACGGGUCAAACUGAUAAUGAGUGCUGGUCUGAUGUUGGUUCAUGCACACAGUCGUUGGCCUUUCAAGCAUGAGGAUUGCUCCGACGUUGUGGAGGGGACUAUAUCACAAGUAAAUUCUCAUAUUGUGGUGAACAACCAUAACGACACAGAAGUACCAAAUGAACUUCACGAAUAUUUUAUGAAGUGGUUGUCCGUCAGUGCAGAUCAUAUUGUUAUUUUAAUUCUACUUCUGGCGUUGGCGAUAAAAUUCAUAUUCUUCGAAGACAAAGGAGAACUCACCGAGCAAUUGAGACUCACGGAAGAAAGUGAAAAACAGAAGAAAAUAUCGGACGAUAAUAUGCAGACAGCUUCGCUAGACGUUUCCCUGAGGCAAGGAUUCGGACAUCUAACGCCAACUAUGCAUACAUCUGUUUUUCCUGGGCUUACCGGAGAAUGGAUUGAAGUUGGCAGUGGGUUGGAAAUCAAAUUAUUUGACAAAGAAGUUCAAACGGAUGAAAAUAUCCUCUGCUCUCAUUUGACGGAUUCUACAACUGAAAGUUCACAAGAGAAACCUACAACAUGCCGGAGCGUCGAGGAUUGUCUCGCAAUUUACAAAUCUGAAUUGGGUGCCAGUGUUUUAUCUGACUCUGAAGUGAUACAAUUAGUGAAGCAUAAAUACAUUCCUCCGUACCAACUCGAAAAAGCGGUCGGGGAUAUGGAACGAGGGGUUAAUCUCCGUCGCAUGAUUGUAGGAACAGCUGGAAAUUUCAUGGAGCACUUAUCUGACUUACCUUAUACAAAUUACGACUACAGCAAAGUCUUGGGAUCGUGCUGCGAAAAUGUGAUUGGUUAUAUACCCAUACCCGUUGGCAUAGCUGGUCCUUUACUUCUCGAUGGUGAACUUAUUCAUGUUCCUAUGGCUACUACAGAGGGCUGUUUGGUAGCGUCAACAAAUCGAGGCAGUCGGGCUCUGAUGAAGUGUGGAGUAACGAGUAGAGUUGUUGCCGAUGGCAUGACAAGAGGACCCGUAGUUCGAUUUCCAAGUAUGCCCAGAGCCAGCGAAGCUAUGGCGUGGAUGCAGGUGGAGCGUAAUUUUUCGGAUAUGAAAAAGUCUUUCGACUCGACGAGUAGGUUUGCAAGGUUGACGAGGAUACACAUUAGAAUCGCUGGUAGAUGUUUGUACAUAAGGUUUGUAGCCACGACUGGCGACGCUAUGGGUAUGAACAUGUUGUCGAAAGGUACAGAAAAGGCCUUGCAAACAAUGCAAACGGUUUUCCCUGAUAUGGACAUUGUGUCGCUCAGUGGAAACUUCUGUACCGACAAAAAGCCAGCAGCUGUUAAUUGGAUCGAGGGAAGAGGAAAAAGUGUCGUUUGCGAAGCAAUCGUUCCAGCAGAUGUAGUAGCUACUAUAUUAAAAACUGACGUUCCUGCAAUCGUCGAUGUUAACAUAACCAAAAAUAUGAUCGGUUCUGCGAUAGCCGGCAGCAUUGGUGGUUUCAAUGCACACGCAGCAAACAUUGUCACCGCUAUAUAUAUCGCCACCGGACAGGACCCCGCCCAAAAUGUUGGGAGCAGUAACUGUAUGACUCUCAUGGAACCUUUUGGACCGGAUGGUGCCGAUCUGCACAUAUCCUGCACUAUGCCGAGUAUUGAAAUUGGAACCGUUGGUGGAGGCACAGGAUUACCGGCUCAAGGUGCUUGCUUAGGAGUUUUGGGUGCCAAAGGAGCUCAUCCAGAAACGCCGGGAGAAAAUGCCAAUCGUGUGGCCAGAAUAGUUUGUGCCACCGUACUUGCUGGAGAGUUAUCUUUGAUAGCAGCUCUUGCAGCAGGGCAUCUAGUCAAAAGUCACCUUAGGCAUAACAGGUCUUCUACAGCGAUGAGUAAUCCGGUGAAUUUAACAAGAACAAAUGUGGGUGAAAAUUUAGCUGUUCCAAACAUUGUAUCACCGACAGAAUCCCCGUGUACGGGACCUGCUCGGCAAUCAUAGCAGUAAUUUUUAUUAUUUCAAAAAUCGAAAUUGUAUUCAAUCAACGAAUCCGUCGUGAAGAAGAACAGAUUCGUUGUUCCACGGAGAAGUAAAUACCUCUGCAAACUGCGUUAUCAGAUGAGUAUAUUUAUCGGAUGAGGAAAACGCGUGUCUCGAAGAAUAACAAGCCCUAUCAAACACACUUAUUGUUGGAGCAAUCGAAUCAAAUAUCUUAAUAAUAAUGUGUGAAUGCUUAGUGUUACGAAAUUUAUAUAUCGAGAGUACCAGAAGUAGGAAUUGCGGAUGCAGGAGCAAAGGCGGUUUCUCCCCACGUUAAAGUAGUUGUAAGUAUGUAGUUAUAAUAAGUAGGCGUUAAGAAUACCGAUGGUAACGCGUUUUACUUUCCCCUACCAUUCUGAAAUGAUGAUCGUUCGAAAAUUGAAUAAAGGUAAUGAAACCUGAAUUCAGCUUACAUGUAUGCGUAGCAUAUUUAGAAAUAAUGAACGGGAGUAUCUUCACGGAACAGAUAAUCUAUUAUUACAUGUAUACAUGUAUACAUGUAUACCUACCUUGGUCAAUAUAUUUUUUUUUCAAUUAAAUAUCCAAUACGAAUUAUUGAUUCAUCAUGGUUUCAUUGUUAUUUUUUUGUUUGUUUUUUUUUUUUAUCCUGUAACUUGAUUCAAAAUUUUAUUAACGCUUUGCGAGUGAAAUGUACUACCUGUUCUAACUCUAAGCAGAAAACAAUAUAAUUACGAAGAUUUACAAAAAAAAAAUAGAAAAAAAAAAAUAAAAACCAUUAGGAACAGCCCGUAACUGCCAAAAGACGUUGCGUAGAAAAUAUAGAAUUGAGCAUAAUGUAGGUUUUAUGUACUCGUCUAAUUAUAAUUAUUAACAUUAAAAAAAAAUUAUGGCACUUGAUGAGCCAACUUAAUAUUAAAACGAAAUAACUUCUGCGUGAGGAUCGUUUAAGACACUUAUUCUACUUUUAUUUGAUAUCCUGCUUCAAACUUGACAGGGCCAAAUUGAUCGUGACAAUGAUAAUAAAAUACUUAUCACUUGUAAGUUAUUGAACUAGCAUAAUAGUAAAAAAAAAAGUUGGACCUGAUUGUUCUUCAGAUAUUUUAUUGUAUGGCGGAACAAAUUAACAUAUACGUGAAAAUUUAUAGCAAAAUAUGAAAUUAAAGUUACAAAUUCUUUAAAAAUGAUUAGAUACCUUAUUAUAAAAUUACAACAAAACAAUUGCAAAUGAUUAUGAAUAAAUUCGGAUGCGAUGAUUGUUCACUUAUCCUUAAAUAAUGCAAUAAAAGGUACACAUUUGCAGUUUACUUCUAAA
Athalia rosae (coleseed sawfly) is the source of this 4987-nucleotide messenger RNA. RefSeq names its product 3-hydroxy-3-methylglutaryl-coenzyme A reductase (gene Hmgcr). The coding region runs from base 931 to 3675 and encodes 914 amino acids. Gene Ontology annotation, molecular function: NADP binding; hydroxymethylglutaryl-CoA reductase (NADPH) activity; protein binding. The transcript has 9 exons. The record is from RefSeq and is a predicted model, not a curated record. Gene Ontology annotation, cellular component: peroxisomal membrane; endoplasmic reticulum membrane. Gene Ontology annotation, biological process: sterol biosynthetic process; coenzyme A metabolic process; isoprenoid biosynthetic process. NCBI's taxonomy places the organism in Eukaryota, Metazoa, Arthropoda, Insecta, Hymenoptera, Athaliidae.